Postia placenta MAD-698-R-SB12 is the source of this 348-nucleotide messenger RNA. RefSeq lists its product as hypothetical. The annotation marks the transcript as partial. The record is from RefSeq and is a predicted model, not a curated record. NCBI's taxonomy places the organism in Eukaryota, Fungi, Basidiomycota, Agaricomycetes, Polyporales, Adustoporiaceae. The transcript has 2 exons.
CAGGUGGACCAUAUGGAUCGUCAGGUCUUGUUUUACGACACGCGGAUGUCGGGCUUUGAUAGGCCCCCAUGUAUCGAGUUGGGCAUGCGCGCUGCUAGCACGCAAAAGAUAACGCGCUAUACUAGAGGAUCGGCUUGCCACAGCUUCUUCAUCAGGCCGUACGGAGAAGGAGAAGGAGGCCUGGUUAGGAUGUGGGAUUAUCGUAAUGCCAGCGCUGUGGUAGCACGCUUCCACUCCGUGCGUCCAGCUCCAGUUGUGCACGCCGUGAUGUUGAAUUCAGACAUCUAUGCCUACGGCCGCCACUCGGUCACAAUAUGGAAGACUACUGGCGUUGCCGGUGGGAACUAG